Messenger RNA from Sorghum bicolor (sorghum), 1566 nucleotides. RefSeq names its product BTB/POZ and MATH domain-containing protein 1. Gene Ontology annotation, biological process: protein ubiquitination. The transcript has a single exon. Bases 166 to 1272 code for a protein of 368 amino acids. NCBI's taxonomy places the organism in Eukaryota, Viridiplantae, Streptophyta, Magnoliopsida, Poales, Poaceae. The record is from RefSeq and is a predicted model, not a curated record. Gene Ontology annotation, molecular function: protein binding.
AAAAUCCCAAACCCCAGCUUCGCCGCCGCCUUCCCCAGUCCCGGCCCCCUUACCUUCGUCCACCGGUGACACCCUGACGCCGUUUCCACUGCCUGCCCCGCCGCUCCACCUCCACCACCCCACCUCGAGGCUCGAGCGCACCACUACCUCUUCGGCACCCAACUAAUGGCUCCUGUCAUCCCGAGCUACCGUCGCAUCGAUAGAGACGAUAGGGUCCCUUUGGUCUCCGCCUCGGCUAUCGUCGGCGGCGCCGAUAGCGGCUACCACGUGCUCAGGAUCAGAGGCUACUCGAGCAUCAAAGUCGCCUUCCCCAAUGGAAGUCAUUUCGAUUCCCACCCCUUCCGUGUUGCGGGGCACACUUGGGUUAUCCGGUACUACCCCAACGGCGACCGGCCGGAGACCGCCGACCACAUCUCUUUCUACCUCCGCUUCAUGGACCAGGUUGGGCCCGGGGAGGAAGUGAUGGCGCAGUUCGUGUUCAGCUUCAUCGACCAGGUGGAGAUGCAGAAACCGGCCUUCGUCGGCAACCUCGAGGCGCGUAGAUUCGGCACCAACGGAUCGUGGGGAAAUAAGGAAUUCAUCAAGAAAGAGAGCUUGGAGCAGUCGAAUCGCCUCAAGGAUGACUGCUUCUCGAUCAGGUGCGACAUAAUCGUCGCCGGCCUGCCACGCGCGGAGGCCGCCGCAGCUUUCGUCGUUGCGGUGCCGCCUCUCGAGUUGCCACAGCAUUUGGGUGCCCUCCUCCUAGCAGGAAAGGGUGCCGAUCUCAGAUUUCUUGUCGGGGACAAGACAUUUGCCGCGCACCGGUGUGUGCUUGGUGCACGGUCGCCGGUCUUCGAUGCGAUGCUCUUUGGCCAGAUGAAAGAAGGCACCGCCACAGAGAAUUGCAUUCGGAUUGAUGAUAUGGCACCUCAGGUGUUCCAGACCCUGCUGCAUUUUAUUUACACUGACUCACUGCCAGAGACGAUAGAGCAAGAUGACAGUGGAGCCACGAUGGCGCAGCACUUGCUAGAAGCCGCAGACAGGUAUGACUUGCAGAGGCUUAAGCUGAUAUGUGAGGAUAGGCUAUGCCAGCAAAUUGAUGUGAGCACGGUGGCGACCACACUUGCACUGGCUGAGCAGCACCACUGUCAAGCGCUUAAGGAGGCAUGCUUUGAGUUUCUCAAGUCUCCUAAAACACUGGAUGAGGUCAGCGCGACCGAUGGAUUCCAGCAUCUGGUGAAAACCUCUCCUUCUGUGUUGUUUCAAUUGAUGUCCAAGCUUGCCGAACGCUGAAUUCUGGAAAGCAAAUGAAGAACAUGAACAUGAGGAUUUCAGCGGAUCAGGGAUGGCAACUACAAGUACCAGAAAGACUAAUUAGUUGGUUUCACUAUCUAAUUAAUACUACUUAUUCUAGUACUAGUAGUUUUAUGUGAAUAUGCAGUCAUGUCCACAAAAGGAUGCGAUGUAAGUGUGCCUUAUUUUGUUGGUUGUCACAUCACAUCAUUUGUGGGAAGCUUUUAACUAUGAUGCCAGGAACAUGCAUGCUAAUGUGACAAGUAGUUAAUUCCCUUCUAAGCAUUUAAUUAA